Molecule: messenger RNA, 1720 nt
Organism: Babjeviella inositovora NRRL Y-12698
Lineage: Eukaryota; Fungi; Ascomycota; Pichiomycetes; Serinales
Product: Dfp1/Him1 middle domain-containing protein
Exons: 1
Coding region: 207-1589 (460 amino acids)
Biological process (GO): regulation of cell cycle phase transition; positive regulation of nuclear cell cycle DNA replication
Cellular component (GO): nucleus; Dbf4-dependent protein kinase complex
Molecular function (GO): protein serine/threonine kinase activator activity; nucleic acid binding; zinc ion binding
Source: RefSeq, a predicted model, not a curated record
CAAACUCUCACCCACUUCCCGAUACAACCCAACCCCAUAUCGCGUCGGGCGUUUCUUUUUUGUUUGUUGACGCUCGCAUCAAUUUUCGCGCUUCUGGGCGGCUAACAAAACCAGCAAAAUAAAACAGCUACAAGAAUCACCAUCAUACCACACUCAACUUAAAACCCAACCUUCACAGAUCUACCUACACCAAUCAACAGCACUCGAUGAUAGAAAGAGUCGCCCUUCGGGAAACCGACAUCAACGUGAAAAAGCCUAGGGGCAAGCCGAAGCCGGCGGCCAAGAACCCGCGCAUGGUGGGCGACGAGUUUCGCAGCUGGCAGAAGCAGUGGCGGGCCAUCAUGCGAACGUCGACGGUCUACUUUGACGCUGCGACUGAUGCGGGGCGCCGCGACCGGGCCGUGCGGGCGCUCACGGGAUUGGGCGCGAGUACAUCACCGUUCUUCCACAAGGACGUGAGCAUCAUCGUGACAACGCGUGAGUUCGAUAUCCGUCGCGCCUACGCGCCGGGCGACGUGUUCCAAAUCGCGAUCAAGGAAAAAAUGAAGGUCUGGACGUAUGACAAGCUCUUCCGGUUCCUCAACAACCUUGCUGAGUCGCCCGCGGCCGCGCCAUCGCACGAGGGCCUUUCGUCGUUGUUAUACAAGGAAAAGAUUCAAGGCCCGAGUGAUCGCGACAUGGCCGCAAAGCGUGACGACUUCCACUACUUCAAGAGCACAUACUUCUUCAUCUACGACUUGAAGCAGCGCUACCGGCCCAUCGCGACACGCGAGUGGCGCACGGACACUAAGGACACGAUUCCGAAGUUGUAUGCAUCCAGCGAAGGCCGCUGUCCGUUUGUGCCUGACAGCGCGUGUACGGACCCGCAGCGCCGCCGUGAGCGCCGUUUGCGCAAGUUCCGCGAGUCGCGCCGCUACCGCCAGAAGAUCGCUCAUUAUUCGCGGAUGAAACCGUCGCAUUCGCCGUUGCCGAUGAUUCAUGUCGUGAGAAGGCUUGAUGAUAUCCUCUCGACUGAUAGAUCGGAAGCUCUGCCUCCCAGAGAUCAAAGCAGACAAUCUUUGGGACUUUACCGAACCCAGGAGCAAACACAAGAGCAGGCCACACAACGAACCCCCGUCCGGACCCUUGGAGAAAAUCCAUUCGUUUCUCCAACGCUUGCACGGAACUCGUCCGUCAUGGCAGUGCCCAAGCGGAGCUUCUACGAGAUAGCAGCCAGCGGGGUCAACACGUUUUCCACCAACAACACGUUGCAGUCGGGCAAGGAAGGCUUCGGAAACGGGUUGGCACCGACGGUAGCGGAGGUGCGCUCCAAAACCAUCACCAACUUGAAAAAAUCCAUUGCGUUUUCCGCAAAACCCGUGCCGUUACGCGAAAAUGCCAACAUCCCCAACGUGCCAGCAAAGGUGGUGCCUAUGGAGGAGCGGGUUGAACGGCCUGGCUACUGCGAAAACUGCCGCGUGAAGUACGACCACUUCGACGACCAUAUAGAGUCCAGCAAGCACCGUACGUUCGCCGUGAACGACACCAACUUCGGCGAGAUUGACCGCUUGAUGCACAAGUUGAACAGCGCAAAAGUUUACGGGUAUUGAGAGCUUUGCAUAGAACGGGGAGCGUAGACAAGCGUAUGGACCAGAGUUGGAAGCACAAAGUCGGAGAUGAAAACUCCCAGCAGUUUCAUCCAGCGUCACCACAAACUAGAUAUUUCAAUGUACCGGAAUCC